This is a messenger RNA of Anopheles arabiensis, 1261 nucleotides long. RefSeq lists its product as uncharacterized. The coding region runs from base 556 to 1023 and encodes 155 amino acids. The record is from RefSeq and is a predicted model, not a curated record. NCBI's taxonomy places the organism in Eukaryota, Metazoa, Arthropoda, Insecta, Diptera, Culicidae. The transcript is spliced from 3 exons.
GAGGCUCCAAAAAUGAUACUUCUACAUGAAUUCCAACUCCAGAGCAUAGCGGUGGAGCUAUGUCUCCUGCUUUUUCAUAGCUUUCAUUGAGAGUAGUUUGGAAAUUCUAGUGGAACUCCAGAACUGUAUCUGAAGGUUCAAAGUCGAGCGUUUUACUGCCAGCCGAAAACUCUUGGACAAGCGUAUAGUAACGCUCUAGAUGCUUAACGGCACUGUAAACUAUUGCGAUCACCCGCGUGCCAUGAGGGCUCCGGGCAGUGCCUGAACUCUACCCGAGCUUCGGGCACGGGAUGUACAGCACAUGCACCUGUCAGUGUCCACACAGCAUCACGAAAUACCGCCCGCCUGCCGGUUGACCUCGAAGAUGCCCGGCUGCCUGAUAAUGCCCGGCUGCGUCCGCUCGAGAGCUAAUCCGUAUUGCUUUGUUGUAGUUAGUGUCAUAACAUAACGAGUAUCGGUGGAACGAUCAUCACCAUCAUCCGACUAGACAUAAUCCUACUUCUUUUUUGUUGUGUGUGUGUGUUUUUUUUCAACGUUCCUAUUCCACUGUUGAACAUGCCGCUGCAAGAUGCCCAAAAGUGGCUGACAGUGGUGCUGACAGUUUCGAUUGUGACCGUGGCUGCUCUGCCGGCGACACCGACAACCACACCGGAACCGGAAACGGAUCCCAGCCUGCAGUACGCAGGCACCGAACGAGCGGUUGGUGCGGUGCGUAAAUGCUCGGAAACGUCAACGCUGCUGUACGUGGAGACGGUAGUCGUGCUGAAGGACGACCUGACGAGCCUGAUCAAUGGAACAAUAGAGAUUUCGAUUGGCAAACCCGUCACGAUCGAAUGUGUGCGUAUCGUGGCCAAAACGGAACAUGAUCGAUCGGCGCUGCAGGGGUACCGGUUCGUCAGCCCGACGGUAAUCGAAGUGAGCGUUGCCGAACUUCCGCCGUCACAGUCAACGGCGCUCGAGUACGCGGUGUACGUUUACGGGUCAGUCGGCCGAAAAAAGAAAACAUCUGGUUUACCCCGCUAAGCAUUUGUGGCUAUUUCAAACUUGCAAGAGCCUUAGAAUACUGAGCAAAUUAUAUAUUUUUUAAAUUUGUUUCUGAGUCUAGAACAUUAUUGUUUUAAUUUGUUGCUAUUAAACAUUAUAUUUAACCCUAGACACACGCUACAUUGCGUUAAGGGAUACAUAUAAUUAAAUGCAUUUUGUCGUGCCAGUUUACUGCGGCCUUUGUAAAAUAAAAAUAAAAACUGUGCUUGUUUAUUGA